AUGACUGAGUAUAGCCUUCCCGACUUUACAUUGAACAGUGGAAGAGUUUUGUUCAAAGACUAUGUUCUUUGCUGCAUCAAGAAGAAGAAACCACCACAAACGAAUCACUCACAGUCACAGGACAACUUUCAAGAACUAAUAGAGGGUGACUUGUUUUCCAUGUUAGCGGAAGAUCAUUAUCAUUAUGAAGCUGCUCCGUUGCUACCAUACGAGCAUAUUGCAUUGGGUGUCCCUGUUGCCCAGUUUGAAGGAUAUCCAUAUCAACAACACAUGAGCAUGGCAGUGACCCCUGAAUUUGGUGCAUUAUAUUUUGGACGAGACGGGUCUGUAGAAUUUCAAGUGCCAAAUAGUAUCAUGACUGCCUUAGCAGAAGAUGAUAGUGAAGCUAUUCCCCAACAGGCUAUCAACAAUGAGGCGAGCCUUUCGGAAGAGCUGCCGAUUGGCGAUCCGGAAGAGGCUUUACAAGAGAGUGUGAUUUCCAUGAUACUGCCAAACCCAUCUGUUCAUAGUAAAUCUAGGGAUGGAAAAUAUGUGGAUCGGUUACCAUUUCCACCCUUUGGGGAAAUACUUGAUGCUUUAUCUUUGCUUGAAGGUAUUGGGACGUUGAUUGCCAUGUCAAAGUGUAGUGAACGAAGAAACUUUGUUUACAAGAUCACAAAGACCAGGGCCAAACUCGGAUACAACAUGAUUAAGUAUAGCCUUCCCGACUCUACAUUGAACAGUAGAAGAGUUUUGUUCAAAGACUAUGUUCUUUACGGCAUCAAUAAGAAGAAACCACCAGAAACCAAUCACUUACAGUCGCAGGACAACUUUCAAGAACUAAUAGAGGGUGAAUUGUUUGCCAUGUUAGCGGAAGAUCAUUAUCAUUACGAAGCUGCUCCAUCGCUACCAUACGAGCAGAUUGCAUUGGGUGUCCCUGUUGCCUAG
Molecule: messenger RNA, 927 nt
Organism: Ilex paraguariensis (yerba mate)
Lineage: Eukaryota; Viridiplantae; Streptophyta; Magnoliopsida; Aquifoliales; Aquifoliaceae
Source: the annotation of a GenBank genome assembly